UUUGCUUCAUGUCAAACAUUCAACUGAUUUUGCGGUACUUACAACAUUAACAGCCUUGUUUUAAGACAAUGGUACCAGUGUGCAGUAAAAACAAAGCAGCGGCAGACAACCCAAAGGAUAAUCACUAUGCUGGACCCACUCGCAACGGAAGAGCAAAUGGCACCGGCCGGUACGUCACCAAAGAAGGCAUGGUUUAUGAAGGUGGUUUCGAGGAUGACCUUUACCAUGGAGUAGGCCAGAUAAUUUAUCCUGACGGAACACUGUUCAAAGGCACAUGGGAUCAUGGAAAGUUGAGCUCAGGUCACUUAGUCUUUCCAGAUGGACUGAUAUACGACGGCGGACUUCCCGGAUCGGGUCUGGCAGAUGCGAAUAAACCUUGGGGAUACUGCGAUGGGAACGAUCGGAGAUUUUGGAAAGAAAUCCAAAAUGACCUUAGUGGAAAACCGUCAUUAGUCGCGAAUCCACCCGCGCCGGUAAUUCCGGAAAACACGAUGGAUGUCGGACAUGGUUACUACGAUAUUGUCAGUCAUAAGGUGUAUCAUUACGAUGGCACAUUUAUGAGGAAUGUCGAUCUGAGCGAACAUUUUUGGAUAAUCUCCACGUGUCGAAAAGGAUGGGUGGAAGAAAUCGGACGGUCACCGACUACACAUUUCUAAGAUCACGAUUCCAUUAAUUUCCAUGCAAUAUUUAUAUGACCGGAGCAGCCAGAGAAUUGAAUUGGUUGCCAGCACUACCAAAGCAUUUUUUGAAUACGUAUACAGAUAUCUGUACAUGCGCUUUAUUCACCACUACCAUGUUUCUGUCAAGCUUAGAUUCCCGCGAAAUAGUAUAAAACUAGAAUAGC
Messenger RNA from Paramacrobiotus metropolitanus, 844 nucleotides. RefSeq names its product MORN repeat-containing protein 5-like. Lineage: Eukaryota; Metazoa; Tardigrada; Eutardigrada; Parachela; Macrobiotidae. The coding region runs from base 69 to 656 and encodes 195 amino acids. The record is from RefSeq and is a predicted model, not a curated record. The transcript has 5 exons.